This is a messenger RNA of Coprinopsis cinerea okayama7#130, 2226 nucleotides long. RefSeq lists its product as hypothetical. The record is from RefSeq and is a predicted model, not a curated record. Bases 548 to 2197 code for a protein of 549 amino acids. NCBI's taxonomy places the organism in Eukaryota, Fungi, Basidiomycota, Agaricomycetes, Agaricales, Psathyrellaceae. The transcript is spliced from 9 exons.
GAGCUACAAAAGGCGCGUCCCGACGAGUUGAUCCUAUUGCAGCAGCGGCCGUAGGCUUUGACAGGCGGGAUCACAAAAAUACAUCUUAGUAGAGAUCUUCUCCGAUUGAUCUCAGCUUGGCAUGGUGGCAGACGGGGACCUGAAUCCUGAGGAAGGAUUUGAUGGCGCUUAUCCCCGAAUUGGCUUGUGCUUUCUCGUUACUUUUGCAUCCCGACCGUUCAAGUCAUGAUCCCAGAUCCACUCGCAUGGUUUCCGCAAAUUGAGUCUACAGCUGAGUGUAAUCACGGAGAUAGGAGGGGUCCCACAAAACGCCCCGCGAAAUGAAAUACGGUCUUCCCGUUCUUUUUUUAGCCUCGUCACCUCACAAAUCACAAACAGUGGGUUACUAAAUUCGUCGAGACAGGAUCUGAUUCAAUACAGGGCCCAUUUGGAAGUCAACAACCAGCGAAUUUUGGCUGCGGCGAUCAAACUUGAUAGAUCAUAGCGCACAGUACACUCCAGUUUCGUCGGUUUCAAGUUGACGCCCUAACUUUGGCCCACCUUGAACAUGGCUUCUCGUCUGGAAUCCAUCCCCUACGACGUCCUCUUACAAGUCGCUUUCUUCACCGCCUCUGGUUCCGUUCUUGGCCCACCCUCGUCUCUCCCGAAUCUUCUGUUAACCAGCAAAGCACUCUAUCGCGAACUCAAUGUCACCGCCUGUCCGCACCUCUAUGCCCGUCUCUUUCACCACCAAUUCGACGCACCUGCUCUCUUCAACCCAACGCCCUUUGGCCAUCCCGCGAGCACCACGCUCGCGCUGGAAUACGUGGCUCGACACAAACUGUUACGUCGGUCACGUCUCAGUAGCUGGUCUGACCAAGAUUUACUCGGUGACAUGCGAUGUGCUUUGCGCAUGAUUCUCGAGAGCGAUGGGACCAACGAAUCACAGCUCGCCUUGGAUAAUUUCCCAGAGCAACUGCUCGCGUUGGCCGAAGCGCAUCUAGGGUCUGACAGCGGGGAGGUCGGUUCACAGGAGCUCAAAUGCCUUCUCGUAUGGCUUCUUUCCAUGUCGCUUUCACAACGAGACAUAAGCAGAAUAUCGUCCGAACGCCUGGAACAUCUCUGUCUUCUCCUCCUUCGUUUCACUGUGCCCGCCUCCCAUCCUUCUCAAAUUCUAUGGUUUUCGGAACUAGUGACGUUCUUCCAAUGCGAUUCCGUCGCGAGUACUUCUUCGAAGAAACCCCAGUGUGGUUAUCUAGAUGGCCAUCCAUCAUCCGGAAUUCUCUCGCUAUCCCACCCCUUCUCAGUGCUACAACCUUCCUUCCCUGCGAUCAAUGUCAUUUUCGCGAUGAAAGAAUGCCGUCCGAUCCUGAUACCACCUCAUCUCCCCGAGACGCGCGCCAUCGCCCUUGCCAAUCAGUUCACAGGUCCGACAAGGCAAGAUCUUCGAGAGUUUCAAAGGUGCAGGACGCCGUUGUUUGCGGAUUCCAUUCCCCGCGAUAAUUUUAGCGCUUCGUUUACGCUUCCUGGGAGGAGUAGAUCGCAUGACCCUGAAUGGUACCAUCUAUUUGGGAGGGAACAUCCAGGGCCGCGCCUUACUGCCCCUCACCUGCGGCUUGGAGCCUUUGCUGGGCUGUGGAAAGGUUCCAUGAUGACAGAAGUUACUCAGGAGGAUGCCACGGAAAGUUCAGGUCUGAUGAACCGCCAGCCUUUACAGGUCCUCCUCAAGUCGUACCAUUGCUUCAGUUCGCAUACGCCGUUGCUGUCGAGAUCGGGUGAUGGUAGCUUCAACUCGUUCCCGUUUGAACCUUUUGACGAUAGUCAGACUAACGACUUUGAGCGCCUCCUAGACCAGCACCAUUACCUCGAAUCAGAAAGCGUGGAGAACCAGGAAGACGGUGCGACUCGCGAGCGACCUUCUCGGAGAAAAGAGCCCAUGCCACCGAUCGCUGACACUAUCCUUUGUGGAGAGACCACAGAUGAUCAUGACCAAGCGUGGAAGGGGUUUCGUUAUGUCGGGCGCGUCCACAAAGACGGGUUGGUGCUUCUCAAGCGAAAACCGAAAAACCAGUCGGAAGAGUACCUUGGGACGUCGCUUUUUGAGGGAAGGUUGCUGAAUGGAGGAACGUUUGUCGGGAGGUGGAGGAACUCGUUGGAGAGGCAGGGUCCGAGAGGGAUCUUCACGUUGGUCAAGGCCAAACGGGAAGACUCGGCGUAGUUCACGGACUAUAAAAUGACAUAUGCCAC